AUGCCUUUUGUAUGCUAUUACAAAAACCACGAGGCUACAUCUUCAAGCUUUAUCGAGGGUGGCUGGUACCGCACUGAUGAUCUAGACAUCAUCGACAGUAACUCUAUGCACCUUGUCAGUUGCAUCAAGGUUAUCGACAUCAUUCAUGGUGUUACGUAUGGUAUCCCCGAGCUUGAAACUCAUCUUCAGACUUUUGAAGGUGUCACGCACUCAUUCCUCGCUGCUGUUCCAUACAGUUUCCUGGUCAGGAAACUAAAGGGUUUCAGGCCAGCAGCACUUGCAUUAGCGCCAGCUACUCGCAUCCCUUGCCGUCUCACUUGGCUCUCGUCAUCUCAACUUUCCAGUGCCCUCAUUUGUUUUCCCAGCAUCUCCAUCCCCCAUCUGUUCUCUAGCUUCCGCGCCCCCGCCAGCACCAUGUUUUUCUCAUGUUUACACUUCUUGAGUGCCCACCACGUUGAACGCCCCUCCUCCAUGCGCCUGUCAGCUGACACUCCACCUACCAUUCCACAUGCACACCAUCAGGAGCCACCCCAUUAA
Molecule: messenger RNA, 537 nt
Organism: Suillus bovinus
Lineage: Eukaryota; Fungi; Basidiomycota; Agaricomycetes; Boletales; Suillaceae
Exons: 2
Coding region: 1-537 (178 amino acids)
Source: RefSeq, a predicted model, not a curated record